Molecule: messenger RNA, 2124 nt
Organism: Symbiodinium natans
Lineage: Eukaryota; Dinophyceae; Suessiales; Symbiodiniaceae
Source: the annotation of a GenBank genome assembly
AUGAAGCCGGCGAUGCUUGUGCUCGCGCUCCUGGCUUUGUUACUGCUUUGCCUCAGCAUUCAUUCCGUGGCCCCAGACGGCCUAGAUGCAGGCGAGUCGCCAAAGCAAGGCUCCAGCCACUCGGAGGGCUUGCCCGAGACUCUGGAGGCCAAGAAAGGGAAACAAGAGGAGGCCUUUGAAGGCUUGGAAGAGUCAAACGACGAGGAUGUGGCGCUGAUGCUUCGCUUCUACCGGCGGGUGUGCGACCUGCUGGGCCCUCGGAAGGACUGGCGCCCCAAGGGCCUCAAGCCCAACGUGCGCACCGCACCCUUGGCUCUGCGGGAGCAGCUCUUCGAGCUGCUGGCGGAGCAGCCUUCGCUGCCUGCCCUGCAGCAAAGAACACGCCCGCCAUUGAAGCCCAAUUGCAAGAUGACGGAGCUGUAUCCAAACAUCUUGAACGGCUUGCCAAGAAGCCAGCCCGCGGUACUGAUCGACAUGCCCACUGGCAUGGGAGGAGGGCCAGAACUAGAUUUCCUGGAGAUUCGGAUCUUGGAGCUACAAGGAAUUGCGGACUUGUUUGUGGUAGGAGAGUCUAACCACACCUUCCGCGGUGACAUCAAACCGCGAAACUUCCAGCGGAACAGCCAUCGCUUCGACAACUUGGCCAAGUUGCUUUACCUGGACUUCGAUAGCUGCAGCGGCUUUCAGCGCAGGGUGGAGGAGAUGCGCUCAGCAGGCGUUGGCCCGGCGAUGACCUUCUCCCCGAUCGAGCAGUCUCAGCGACGCUGUUUGUGGGAGCUGCUACAUCAGGGACGCCCAGAUCUGCCCGAUGAUUCGCUGGUGAUCUUCACUGACCUGGAUGAGAUUCCCAACGCUGAGACCAUGAUGGCCAUGAAGCAUUGCCAGCUUGUAGAUGCAAGCCAGACGAGAUGGGCAAUUGAGCAGAGAACGGUUGCCUUCAACCUCCGCAGUUUCGGCAAGCCAAACAAGGCAUGCUACCCAAGCUUUCCAUGGAGACAGGGAAUGUUGUACACACUGGGCAAUGCGCAGGACCGUCUCAAGCAGAACCAGGAGAUAGCUUUCAGAGGAGAACGUACGCUCCCCACUUUGCGGGGUGCAGCGAUGCACUUGGCACACUUUGGCAGCGCGCGGACCCUGACCAUCAAGGGUCUGCAGCAUGGAGAGGGAGGCGGGCUCUAUCUGCCUAAGCACUUCGAGCCCUGCGCAGCCACCCAGAAGAAUGUCACCGAACUCCUCGCAACUUUCAGAGACAACCCUUUGAGCAUCGUGCAGGAUCAGAGCGACCCUCUGCCCAAGCAUGCCCGACUGGAUGCCUUGCGGAACUGUCAAGUUCGCUUACUCCGCUUCUUCCGGCCACUCUACCUGCUCGUCGCUGGGAUCAUGGUGUCCAUCAAGACAGUUGUGUGGGCGUGGCUGCUGAUGAGUCUCAUCAUCUACGUCUUCGGCCUUGUGUUCUACCGGGCGCUGAAGACUGACAUGUGCCCCGGAGGCGUGGGGGCGGAUGAUCCCGACCUGCAAGUCUACUUCGGGAGUUUGGGGAGUUCCCUGGCCACCGUCUUCCAGAUAACGACGCUGGAGGACUGGCCGAUAGUGACCGAGACCAUGAUGAAGUCACAGAGUUGGCUACUGGCCCUGGUCAUCCUCCUCCUGAUGCUGACAUCCUACGGUGUCAUGAACGUGACUGUGGCCAUCUUUGUCAACAGCGCAAUGGAUGCGUCAUCAGUGCGGUCUCGCGACCUUGCCAAGAAGGCGAAGGAAGAAUACGAGACCACCGUCAAAGCGUUAUACGAGGUCUUCCACGAAGCAGAUAGCGACGGAAAUGGCACGCUGUCCAAGGACGAGUUUCAGAAGGCACUGGAGGAGAAGGACCUCCUGCGCCGGCUCCACGGAGCAGGGAUCGAUGCGACUAGCGCCUCAUCCCUUUUUGAUAUCCUCGACAUCGAUGCCAACGGGACGCUUGAUGGCAACGAGUUUGUCGAGGGCGUCUUGCGAUCACGCGGCAAUGCCCAGAACAAGGACCUGGUGGGGCUCAGGUGCGACGUUUGGCGGGCGAACCUUUCCGUGAACGAGGAGAUCCGGCACGUCAGUAUCUACUUCGAGGAGCAUCCAUCCCCAUACCUUUAA